UACUAUUAAAAAUAUGUUCACCCUCUCUAAGGUGCUCCCAAAGAUGGGACCAAAAUCUUUAAGAACUGCUUUUAGAGUUCCCUCUGCUGCUUUCUCUACCUUCCCAAUGCCAAUGGAAGACCUCGACCUGAAGAACAGAGAUCCAGUCUUUUAUGAACUGCUAAGAGCAGAAAAUGCUAGACAGGAAGCCUGCAUUACUCUCACAGCAUCUGAGAAUUUCAUAUCCAAAGCUGUCAUGCAAGUUGUUGGUUCACCUCUCUCUAACAAAUACAGUGAAGGAUAUCCAGGACAAAGAUAUUAUGGAGGAUGCAUGAUAAUUGAUAAGAUGGAGAUUCUUUGCCAACAGAGAGCCAUGGAAGCCUACGGAGCCGACCCUGACAAGUGGAGAGUCAACGUGCAGCCUCUCUCUGGUGUUCCAGCCAACCUCGGAGUUUACACUGCCAUGCUCAAGCCUGGAGGCAGACUCAUGGGUCUCGACUUGACCAGCGGUGGCCACCUGUCUCACGGGUUCCAGAGUCCAUCGAAGAAGGUCUCAGUCACAAGUCUGUUCUGGGAGAGCAGAUCUUACGGGAUCACUAAGGAUGGAUAUAUUGACUACGACGGGGCUUAUGAGAUCGCUCAGGAGUAUAAACCAGAGUUGAUCAUUUGUGGAUAUUCAGCUUAUCCAAGAGAUCUUGACUAUAAAAGAUUCAGAGAAAUUGCUGACAGUGUUGGAGCAUACUUGCAUGCUGAUUGCUCCCACUUCUCAGGACUCCUUGUAUCUGGACUUGUGAACUCUCCAUUUGAGUAUGUUGACUUUGUAACAUCCACUACAAACAAAACCCUUAGAGGACCAAGAGGGGGUUUAAUCUUCUCUAGAAAAGAAUAUUCGAAAACCAUCGAUGAUGCUGUUUUCCCAAAACUUCAAGGAGGACAACAUAACCAAAAUAUUGGUGGGACAGCUGUAGCACUUCAUGAAGCUUUACAGCCAGAGUUCAAGGAGUAUUCUAAACAAAUUAUCAAGAACGCUAGAAGGUUAGCUGAUGCUUUAAUGAAGAAGGGUCACAAACUUGUGACAAAUGGAACUGACAACCAUAUCGUCUUGUGGAAUCUUCGCCCUCACAAGUUAACUGGAUCCAAGUUUGAAGCUGUAGCUAAUGCCACCAAUAUCACUCUAAACAAGAACACAAUUGCUGGAGACAAAUCUGCAUUGACUCCUUAUGGUAUCAGGCUUGGAACUCCUUGCUGCACUACCCGUGGAUACAAGGAAGAGCACAUGGACGAAGUCGCCGAAUUCUUAGACAGAAUGCUUAAAGAGUCCCUUAAAAUCCAAAAGCAAACUGGUAAGAAGCUCGUAGCAUUCAAGAAAGGAGUAGACGAGAGUGAAGAAAUGCAAAAGAUUGCCAGUGACGUGGCUGAGUUCGCCAAACAGUUCGAUCACCCAGGGCUUAAAGUAUAA
Molecule: messenger RNA, 1438 nt
Organism: Moneuplotes crassus
Lineage: Eukaryota; Ciliophora; Spirotrichea; Euplotida; Euplotidae
Source: the annotation of a GenBank genome assembly